Messenger RNA from Gossypium arboreum, 646 nucleotides. RefSeq names its product stellacyanin. Bases 78 to 581 code for a protein of 167 amino acids. Gene Ontology annotation, cellular component: plasma membrane. Lineage: Eukaryota; Viridiplantae; Streptophyta; Magnoliopsida; Malvales; Malvaceae. Gene Ontology annotation, molecular function: electron transfer activity. The transcript is spliced from 2 exons. The record is from RefSeq and is a predicted model, not a curated record.
GGCAAUACCAAGUUAGUGCAGAAAAAAAGAGACAAGGAAUCUUGGGGGGAUUGAAAUCAGAGAAGGUAAUAAAGAAAAUGGGUAGGAAAAGCAGUAUGGCCAUGGCUGCAGUUUUUGUAGUUUUGGCUUCAACCCUAACCACGUAUGCUUCUACAACUUACACUGUAGGAGACUCCACUGGUUGGCAAGUCCCUACCAGUAAUUCUAAUUUAUACGAUGACUGGGCUGACAAUAAAACCUUCGUUGUCGGGGAUGAUCUCUUGUUCAACUUUAUUACUGGGGAACAUGAUGUUGCAGAGGUGACCGAACCUGGUUACGACGCCUGUACCAACACCGACACCAUCUCAACCGACAACAAAGGACCCGUAAAAAUUACGCUUAAAAGGACUGGUGACCACUACUUCAUUUGCACUUACGCUGGUCAUUGUCCCGCCGGCCAAAAGCUUAAGGUCCAAGUCCGAAGUGAAGCCGGCGACACUACGCCUGGAGUUCUUAGUCCUCCCCGCAACGCAGCUUCUUCCCUUGUUGUCACCAUCUCUCUUGUCUUUGUUUCCAUUGCCACCUUUGUUUUGUUGUGCUGAUACUAUAUUAUGUUAACCCUUUUUCAGUUCAAACAAACACUUUGUAUAACAAAAAGAUUUCCGUA